This is a messenger RNA of Octopus bimaculoides (California two-spot octopus), 641 nucleotides long. RefSeq lists its product as uncharacterized. Lineage: Eukaryota; Metazoa; Mollusca; Cephalopoda; Octopoda; Octopodidae. The record is from RefSeq and is a predicted model, not a curated record.
GUUGGCAUUUCAAAAAUGAACUUCCGGUGACAUUUUUUCUAAGUAUAUAAAACGAAAGAUUUUUUUAUAAAGCCACACUGAGACCUAGAGUUGAACAAGAAAAUAUACAUAGCAAUCUCAAUAUAAAUAAAUUUCAAAAUGGACAACUUUUUUGGUACAUGGAAGCAAGAAGGUAAAGCAGAAAAUAUGAAAGCUGUCAUGGAUGCUACCACCGGCGUUUCCGAUAAAGAGAAAGACUUGAUGAUAAAUAUGCUUAACAAUUUCGUAAUCAGUCGAAGUGGCGAUAAGUAUUCUAUGGUCCAUAGCUGUGACGAUCCACAACUAACAAAGUCCUACAUUUUCGAUCUUGACGAGCCACUGGAAUCGACUGAUAUUUUUGGUCGAAAAUUUAAGAGUAUUUUUAAACUGGCGAAUCCUAAUUUGUUGACCGAAACCUGCAGCGAAUGGACUGAUGGUGUAAUUGAUAUUUCGUAUGAAAUAACAAGUAGUGACACUCUGAAAUGUUCAAUCCAACUUAAAGGAGUUACAAGUACCAGCAUUUUCAAGAAAGUUACUUCUUAAAUAUCAACGGAGGACAGUAACGGUUCUUUCAUUCAAAAUUAAAGUUAAACCGAAAUAAAUGUCUUGAAACACAAAUACAA